CGUUUAGACGUAAUUAAUGCCUACAAAUACUUCUAUCAUAACCUUGAAAUGUUCAGCAACAAUCAUUUUCUUAUAUGUCUUCCCCUCUGGAGCCCUUGUUUUCAAUCCAAGAUACCAUGGCGGCUGUGAGCAAAAGCUCUGAGGAGAAGCACGUGGCCAUCUUGGCAUUCCCCUUCGGCAGCCACCCCGUUGUUGCUCUAAACCUGCUGCGUAAGUUAGCACCCGCAGCCCCAAACAUUCAGUUCUCGUUCUUAAACACAGCGAAGUCCACCCACUCACUCCUCUCAAAAUCAACUGCCGACGACGACGUUCCACAUAACAUAAAGUUCUACCAAGUGCCGGACGGAGUGCCGGAGAAUCAUGUGCUUACCGGAAAAAACCCUGUAGAGGCUGUUAACCUUUUCCUCAUGGCCACGCCCGACAACCUCAAAAAGGGUUUAGAAAUGGCAGCGGCGGAGACCGGCAAGAGAAUCACCUGCUUGCUCUCCGACGCUUUCUUGAGUGCUUCUGCUGCGGCGAUUGCGGAGGAUAUGGGUGUUCCGUGGGUCCCCACUUGGUACUCUUUCCCAUGUUGUCUCUCCGCUCACGUAUACACCGACCUCAUUCGCCAGCUUUGUGUUAGCAAUGGUUGUAGAACGCUGGAUUUUAUUCCGGGGUUUUCCGCCAUGCGCGUUGCCGACUUGCCGGAGGAGGUGCUGGUCCCGGCGGGUGAAGAAGAGUCGCCUUUCUCACGCACGCUGAGUCAAAUCGGAUCGGUGCUUCCACGAGCUACUGCUGUCGUGGUGGGUUUUUUUGAAGAACUAAACUCCCCCCCUCUCAAUCAUGACCUUAAAUCAAAGUUUCAGAAUGUUUUUUACGUGGGCUUUCUCUCUAUGUCACUGCCAGCCCCGUCUUCGCAACCGUCGAGCUCGGAUCUAACCGGCUGCCUGUCGUGGUUGGACGAUAGAAAAUCUGGGUCGGUCGCAUAUGUUGGUUUUGGAACCUUGGCUUCGCUGCCACAUGAGGAGCUAGUAGCAGUGGCGGAGGCGCUGCAAGCGAGUGAAAUUCAAUUUCUUUGGUCUCUUAAUGAAGAGUCAAAGGAACUAUUGCCGAAAGGGUUUCUUGAGAAGACGAAGACGCAUGGAAAAGUAGUGCCAUGGACGCCGCAAACACAAGUGCUGGCGCAUGCUUCUGUAGGGGUGUUUGUGACACACUGUGGAUCAAACUCCAUUUGCGAGAGCAUUGCAAACGGGAUUCCGCUCAUCUGCAGGCCGUUCUUCGGCGAUCAUUACAUGAUUGGACGGAUGAUAGAGGAGUGGGGGAUUGGUGUGAGAGUUGAGGGAGGUGCAAUCACAAAGAAUCGGUUGCUCAAGAGCUUGGAACUCGUUUUGGGACAUGAAAAAGGUAAGGUGAUGAGGGAGAAGUCGCAAGCCCUCAAAGAGCUGGUUUUAAAAGGUGUUGACAGUGCUACACAAGACUUCAAUAGUUUGGUUGAUUUAAUAUCUGCAUCUUAAAGUUUUAAGUGGUCCAUGGUGCAUGGCAUCCAUUAUUGCUCUUAUGCUUUCUACAUAUAUGUUGAAUAAAAUUUGAUAGAUCACUUUUGCUUGUCA
Molecule: messenger RNA, 1589 nt
Organism: Corylus avellana
Lineage: Eukaryota; Viridiplantae; Streptophyta; Magnoliopsida; Fagales; Betulaceae
Product: anthocyanidin 3-O-glucosyltransferase 7
Molecular function (GO): UDP-glucosyltransferase activity
Source: RefSeq, a predicted model, not a curated record